GCCCGCUGUGCCCGAUGCUGACCAGACCUCCUGCGGCCUCUCUGGGUCACCCUCUGGGAUUCUCACCCUCCACGCCUAUGCCAGCCUGCCCCUAACCAGCAAUGACCUUGUGGAACUGGCCUCCCGCCCCACCGCGCCCCCUUCCCCACUGCUCCUCCUGCCCCGCUCCUCCUGCUACCCGGAUGCCUGCACCAUGACAGGGGCCAGGCAGCUGGAUUCCUGCGGAGGAGGGCUGUGUGGCCAGGAGCGUGGCUCGGGCUGAGGGAUGGCCUCGCUGGACCUGCCCUACCGCUGUCCGCGUUGCGGGGAACACAAGCGAUUCCGGAGCCUCUCCUCCCUUAGGGCUCACCUGGAGUACAACCACACCUACGAGACCCUCUAUGUCCUCUCCAAAACCAACAGCAUCUGCGAUGCCACCGUUUUCCCCCUGGCGUCCGACACCACCCUCCUGACGCCCGCAGCCCGCCGGGACAUCUUUGAGAGCACCUCCUUCCAGGGCAAGGAGCAGCGGUUCACCUGCGACCUCAUCGCCACCGCCACCACUGAGGAGCUGGACCCGACAUCCUCGCCCGUCGCGUCCCGCUACGUCCACGAGAUCGAGAUCCCCCUGACCGAGAUCUUCACCCGCAAAGCCAUGACCUCGGCCACCACGCCUCCCGCCGCCGCGGCCGCCGCGGUGGCUGCCGUCGAUGCGGCCUAUGAGGAAGGCCUGACCCGCCUCAAGAUCCGGGCCUUUGAGAAGCUGGAGGUGGACAAGCGGCUGGAGAAGCUGACCGAGGAAGUGGAGCAGAAGAUCGCCUCCCAAGUCGGCCGGCUCCAGGUGGAGCUGGACCGCAAGAGCUCGGAGCUGGAGAAGGCCAAGCAGGAGAGCAUCCGGCUCAGCCGGGAGAAGCAGGAGCUGGAGGAGAGGGCCGUGGAGCUGUCCCGCCAGGUGGACGUCAGUGUGGAGAUGCUGGCCUCCCUCAAGCAAGACCUGGUGCAGAAGGAGCAGGAGCUGAGCCGCAAACAACAGGAAGUGAUCCAGAUCGACCAGUUCCUGAAGGAGACGGCGGCCCGCGAGGCCAACGCCAAAGUCCGCCUCCAGCAGUUCAUUGAGGAGCUCCUGGAUCGGGCCGACCGAGCCGAGAAGCAGCUGCAGAUCAUCAGUAGCAGCUGUGGGAACCCCAACUGCAGCCUGGGGAGGUGCAGCGUGUCUGGGACCAAGAGCACAGGAAGACCGAGAGACAGGCACUCGGUUCCCGGAGCAACAGCACACAGUUCGUAUGCGGUUUCCAACCAAAGAUCAUCUUCCAGCACCGGAGCCUCUAGCCGUGCCAAAGCCGUCUCCCAGAGCUCCGGCUGCUACGACAGCGACAGCCCCGAGCUGUACCAGGGGGACGAGAACGCCGACGGGCAGUCCUACCAGGGCGGGCAGAACCGAGGUUCGGACAGUGCUUUCGACAGGCCUGGUGGAGUGAGGGCUUCGGGUCUCCGCAGGCAGGCCAUCCAGAACUGGCACCGCCGCCCUUACCGGAACAGCACCGAGGGCGAAGAAGGAGACAUCUCUGACGUGGGCUCCAGGACCACUGAGUCGGAGGCCGAGAUGUGGGAGACCGAGCCCCCGGCUGAGGCUCAGCAGGAGAAUUUCUCCAGGUCCAGAAACAGCUCGAGGCUGCAGGCCAGGUCUGAAGGAGGGAAGGCAGUCCGGCCGGAGAGAGGCAGCCCGGCUCGCUCAAACGAGGUCAUCAGCCCCGAAAUCCUCAAGAUGCGAGCCGCUCUCUUCUGCAUCUUCACGUACCUCGACACCAAGACACUGCUGAGGGCAGCCGAGGUCUGCAAGGACUGGAAGUUUGUGGCCCGGCACCCUGCCGUGUGGACCCGGGUGCUCCUGGAGAACGCCAGGGUGUCGUCUAAGUUCUUGGUCAUGCUGUCACAGUGGUGCACCCAAACACAUUCCCUCACCCUCCAGAACCUCAAGCCCCGUCAGAGGGGGAAGAAGGAGACCAAGGAGGACUACAUGAAAAGCACACGGUGA
This is a messenger RNA of Podarcis muralis (Common wall lizard), 2014 nucleotides long. NCBI's taxonomy places the organism in Eukaryota, Metazoa, Chordata, Lepidosauria, Squamata, Lacertidae. The record is from RefSeq and is a predicted model, not a curated record.